This is a messenger RNA of Capsicum annuum, 2865 nucleotides long. RefSeq lists its product as uncharacterized. The transcript has 19 exons. Gene Ontology annotation, biological process: carbohydrate metabolic process. The record is from RefSeq and is a predicted model, not a curated record. Gene Ontology annotation, molecular function: carbohydrate binding; catalytic activity. Bases 1 to 2865 code for a protein of 954 amino acids. Lineage: Eukaryota; Viridiplantae; Streptophyta; Magnoliopsida; Solanales; Solanaceae.
AUGAGUACAAUUAGAUGCAUUUUGUCUGUGGCUGCUAAAAGGCAUUGGGACAUUUCUCAAUUUGAUGUUAAAAAUACUUUCUUGCAAGGAGAUUUGCAAGAAGAAGUGUAUAUGAAGUUUCCACCUGGUGCUCUUAAUUUCAAAGGUUACAGUACUUCUCUUAAUGACUAUUUUCUAUUUUUCAAAAAGAGUGGUUCUUUGAUAUCUACUGUAGCUGUCUACGUCGAUGAUAUCCUCAUUACAGGUAUUGACACCAAAGAGAUUAAGUGUCUCAAACAGUUUCUUCAUUCUGAAUUCAAAAUCAAAGACCUAGGACUUCUACAUUACUUUCUGGGAAUGAAAAUUUUAAGGGAAGAUCAUGGAAUUAUCAUCAGUCAAAGGAAAUAUACCUUUGAUUUGCUUCAAGAGUUUGACAUUUCUCAUCUGCAUCCUGUAUCAUCUCCGAUGGAUCCUUCUUGUAAACUUUCUGAAUCAUCAGGAACACCCAUGUCAGAUCCUUCUGUUUACGGGCAUUUGAUUGCAGCUUUAAAGGUUCUGCGUUACCUGAAAGGACAUUCUUAUCGAGGGAUCUUCUUAUCCGCCUCUCCAUCUUUCUCCCUCAAUGUAUUUUGCUAUGCGGAUUUGGCGUCUUUUCCAGAUUCUCAUCGAUCGAUCAGUGGGUUUUUCAUCUUUAUGGGAGUUCCACCGAAUUUGCUGAUACCCGUUCGUUCUGACAGUCAAACAACGAUUCAUAUCGCAAGAAAUCUCGUAUUUCACGAAUGCACAAAACAUGUGGAGCUAGUUUGUCAUUUCGUUCGGCAACAAUUUCUUUCCGGGCUCAUUUCUCUUCACAAUCUCCCUUCAAACGAUCAACUUGCCGACAUAUUCACAAAGUCCCUUUCUGGACCAUUGCACCACCGUCUUCUUGCCAAGAUGGGACUCACUUCGAUCCCCUCCAUCUUGAGGGGGGAUAUUGAGAAUAAAGGAAGAGCGUCAUUCGAUCCAAACAAGAAAGAUUCAUUUUGUAGAAACAUGGAAAAAAUAGUUUUGAGGUGGUUUGCAAUUAUUUUCCAAUUUUUAUUGCUUGUCAAUGGUUCAAGGGUGCACCAUGCUAGGAAUACUUCAGCCAAUGAAAGUCGAAAGCUACAACAAGUUUCUCAUCCAGUCACAAUGACUAUCACAAGUAGCCAAGUAUUGGGAUACUAUGUGGAGCGGCUAUUUGGAUCAAAAUUUAUUGUGAUCAUACAAAAUAAAAACAUGGUUGAAGUUUCUUUCAAAAAAAUAUAUGAUCCUAAGAAUCCUAACAGUCCUCCUCUAAACGUUGACAAAAGGUACGUGGUGCUACGUAGGAGUUCUGGAUUUUAUUCAUAUGGAAUAUUUGAACAUUUAAAAGGAUGGCCAGAUCCAAGUUUGGGUGAUGCUAGAAUUGCUAUUAAACUCAGCAAGUCUCUGUUUAAUUUUAUGGCAAUAGCAGACGAUAGGCAAAGGCAAAUGCCAACAGAAGAGGAUCGUAUAAAUGGCCAAGUACUUGAUUAUGUAGAAGCUGUUAAACUUACAAAUCCAUCCAACCCUAGAUUCAAAGACGAGGUUGAUGACAAGUAUCAAUAUUCAGAUGAAAUGAGAAAUAUUAAAGUACAUGGUUGGAUAAGUGAUAAACCACACAUGGGGUUUUGGGUAAUUUCACCAAGUUAUGAAUAUUGCAAUGGUGGACCUGUGAAGCAAGAUCUUACUUCUCAUGUUGGUCCAACAUCACUGGCUAUAUUUUUCAGAGGACAUUAUGCAGGGCCAGAUUUAGGAGUUUCAUUAACAAAUGGAGAGGGAUGGACUAAAGUUUUUGGGCCUGUAUUUUUCUAUGUUAAUUCUGAUUCUAGCAAUGAUCAUAUCAUACUUUGGGAAGAUGCUAAAAGAAAGAUGAAUGAAGAAACAAACAAAUGGCCCUAUAAUUUCCCUGCAUCACCAGAAUAUCUUCAUGCAGAUCAACGUGGCUCAGUUAGUGGUCAAUUAUUGGUUAAUGACUGGUACAUAAACAAAGAUGCUUUUCCUGCAAAAAGUACAUAUAUUGGACUUGCCAACCCUGGGGAUGUUGGAUCUUGGCAAAGUGAUACCAAGGGUUAUCAAUUUUGGAUUCAAACUGAUGAAUUGGGUAACUUCAUGAUAAAUAACGUUAGACCUGGAAUUUAUGGAUUAUAUUCUUGGGUUCCUGGAGUUCUGGGAGAAUACAAGUUCUCUUCUUAUGUUGAAGUUACACCAGGAAGUGAAACAGCUUUGGGUCAAAUUAUUUUUGAAGCAAUAAGAAAUGGUCCACCUUUAUGGGAAAUUGGAUUUCCAGAUAGAAGUGCUGCUGAAUUUUUUAUACCUGAUCCAUUGCCUGGAUUUGAAAAUCAUUUGUACACUAACACUACUGUACAUAAGUUCAGACAAUAUGGUUUAUGGGAUCGUUACAGUGAUUUAUAUCCUAACGGAGACUUAAUAUACAAAGUUGGUGUUAGUGAUUUUCGAAAAGAUUGGUUCUUUGCCCAUGUAAACAGAAAUAAAGACAAGAGUUAUUCACCAACAACAUGGCAAAUUUCAUUUGAUCUUAAAAGUGUGGAUAGUGCAACUUAUUAUCUUCAUAUAGCUUUGGCUUCUGCAUCUUAUGCCCAUUUGCAAGUGUGGAUAAAUAAUCCAUCAAGACAAAGGCCAUGGUUUGAUUCAUCACAAAUUGGGAAGAGUAAUGCAAUAGCAAGACAUGGAAUUCAUGGAUUAUAUACACUUUUCAAUAUUGAAUUUCCAGGGACACAACUUCAUAUUGGUGAAAAUAUAAUUUAUUUGAAGCAAGCAUCAGUUAAUGGCCCUUUUAAUGGAUUCAUGUAUGAUUAUAUUCGUCUCGAAGGCUCUUUACCAUGA